Molecule: messenger RNA, 912 nt
Organism: Desarmillaria tabescens
Lineage: Eukaryota; Fungi; Basidiomycota; Agaricomycetes; Agaricales; Physalacriaceae
Product: alpha/beta-hydrolase
Exons: 9
Coding region: 1-912 (303 amino acids)
Biological process (GO): lipid metabolic process
Source: RefSeq, a predicted model, not a curated record
AUGAUUCAUUCCUUGACCUGUUGGGCUACCCUUUCUCUGAGUCUCGUUGCCUCGCUGGUGUCUGCUUCACCGCUGCUAUCGUCUGUCCUCGAACGGCGUCAGUCAAUAUCGACGCUGACCUCCGCUCAAGUCUCCGCUUUCAAGCCCUACUCCUUCUAUGCCAGCGCGGGAUACUGUAACCCGUCGACGACGUUGACCUGGACCUGCGUCCCCUGUCAGGCCAACCCAGGUUUCCAACCCCUUGCGUCCGGGGGCGACGGCAAUGAUGUACAGUUCUGGUAUGUGGGUUAUGAUCCCAGUCUCGACACCAUCAUCGUUGGCCACCAGGGAACCGAUACCUCGAAAAUCUUACCUAUUAUUACCGACCUCGACUUCUUUCUCACAAACCUCGACGGCAGCUUGUUUCCUGGCAUAAGCUCAUCCAUACAGGUCCACAGUGGCUUCAAAGAGUCGCAGGCUGACACGGCUGCAAAAGUCCUCUCAUCGGUGAAAACUGCCAUGUCGAAGUAUUCGACGACUUCCGUCACCGUUGUUGGACACUCCCUUGGAGGAGCUAUUGCUCUUCUAGAUGGUGUCUACCUUGACUUGCAGCUUCCUACAGCGACUGUAUCGGUAAUUAGCUAUGGCUUGCCCAGGGUCGGAAACCAAGCUUUCGCGGAUUAUGUUGACGCGCAUGUGAGCGUGUCCCAUGUGAACAACAAGAAAGACCCAAUACCUAUUCUCCCAGGGAGAUUCCUGGGAUUUCAUCAUCCUUCUGGUGAGAAGCACAUCACCGACUCCAAUGCGUGGGUUGCCUGUCCAGGCCAGGACAACGAGGACGAUCGAUGCACCGUCGGAGAAGUCAGUAACAUUCUGGUGGGUGAUGUAGACGAUCAUCCGGGCCCUUAUGAUGGGGUUACAAUGGGAUGUUGA